Aspergillus fumigatus Af293 is the source of this 999-nucleotide messenger RNA. RefSeq lists its product as uncharacterized. Lineage: Eukaryota; Fungi; Ascomycota; Eurotiomycetes; Eurotiales; Aspergillaceae. The record is from RefSeq and is a predicted model, not a curated record.
AUGGGAAGUAGGAAUGCCCUAAGAAAGGAGUUAUGGAGAGACGGUCUCCUCAUAGCAGUCAAGAACGUUGACUCCAUGGACACCCGUGGCAGCAACCUCAUGCUUGGGCAGUAUCACACGCAAAACUUCGAGGCUGCUUUUCUUCGUGACCUUGACAUGAAACAACAUAUCGCAGCAUGGGUUGUUGCAGUUGAAUUGUCUUUUGCCUUUAUCGCUCAUUAUCUUGGGUUACGUUCAUGCAAGUGGUGGGUUUCCGUCGGUGAACUGGGUGUUUGCCUCACUGCGGCCUUUGCACGAUCGUUGACUAAGGACCGUCAGCAGAGAUAUCGUGUGGUCGAAAAGAGAUUGGAUAAGCGCUGUACCUCUACCGGAGUGAUCAAGUGUCAACAAGGGGGUCAACCAAUGUCUGCUGAAAACAUCUCUUGGUAUGCAGCAAAACUAUGUCACCAGGAUUACCACACGACAGCAACACAGAUUCUCAAAAUCACUGGCAUGUUAAUAAAAUCCACGAAGAUGGCCGGGCAACUGGGCCACAGAGCAAUGAUUGUGUCAUUUUUGGGCGGCAUCUUGGUAACCGAGGGUUUGGCAUACCCCAACGUCCGCAUGUGUGCAGGAUUUCGAGCAACAGUAUCCCAGCUUGCAGCACAUACAUGCUUGCUAGUUCGGUUGAUCCUUAGACAACCUCAGUGGAUGACAAUGCAUCCUGAAUUCGGAAAUGGCCGAGUUCCACUUGGAAGCGUUUACAUACCACCAAUAAAUUCCAUCGUGGAUUGGUGGGCGAUGUCAGAAGACCGCAAUGAUGCGUUAGACCUUCAGAAGAACUUACUGUGGUCCUUUACCUUGGUCAAUCUGGCAUUCUAUCCAUCGCUCUUGCGGAACCACGGCGACGACAUCCAGCUUAUGGAUGCCAUUAAUGCCGCGCAUCAGGGUAUCGAUAUGGAAGCAGAAAUGAUAGCAAAACAUUUGGUUACGUUUGUAGAUGAAAGUUUGGAGGGAUGA